GGAGGCACAAGGUUCCUCGAAAGCAGCUGAGCCUGGGUCGUACCUAAUCGAACGCGAUGCUUUCUUUGCGGAAAAACGUCAAGAGGUCAAAAAUGCCCUACGCGGCGAUGCCAGUGCUGUCUACGAUGACCUUUUUCCUGAUACAGCUAGUGAAGAAACUGACGCUCAACACGUGAAUCUACC
This is a messenger RNA of Amoebophrya sp. A25, 183 nucleotides long. The record is from the annotation of a GenBank genome assembly. NCBI's taxonomy places the organism in Eukaryota, Dinophyceae, Syndiniales, Amoebophryaceae.